Messenger RNA from Camelina sativa (false flax), 888 nucleotides. NCBI's taxonomy places the organism in Eukaryota, Viridiplantae, Streptophyta, Magnoliopsida, Brassicales, Brassicaceae. The record is from RefSeq and is a predicted model, not a curated record.
AUGGAUAAGUUGAUCACUAGGAUUAAGGUGGCCAACAAAUGUCCACCAAUCACGCACCUGUUUUUUUCGGAUGAUAGUUUACUUUUUUGUAAGGUUGAAAAGGAACAGUGUGGAGCUAUCUUGGAUAUUUUAAAGAAGUACGAGGCCGUCUCAGGACAGCAAAUUAAUUUUGCAAAGUCUUCGGUACAGUUUGGUCAUACGGUUGAUGAGGGGGUACGAACGGAGAUGCAGGGGGUUCUUGGAAUAACCAAUUUGGGCGGCAUGGACUCAUAUCUAGGAUUACCAAAGAGUUUAGGUGAGUCUAAAACACAGGUCUUCUCUUUUGUUCGGGAUAAACUCCUAAAUCGGACAAAUGGUUGGACGGCGAAGUUACUUUCAAAGGGAGGGAAAGAGGUGAAGAUUAAGUCUGUUGCGACUGCUGUUUCGACUUUUGUGAUGUCUUGCUUUCGGAUACCGAAAAUGAUCACAUCCAAACUUACUAUUGCAAUGGAAAAAUUUUGGUGGAGUACAAAUGGUCAGUCAGGGGGCACGCAUUGGCUUGCCUGGGAGAAAUUAUGUUGUAGUAAGCAAUUAGGCGGUUUGGGGUUUAGGAAUGUGGACGAUUUUAAUUCGGCAUUGUUGGCUAAGCAAUUAUGGCAUCUGAUUGAGUUUCCCGACUCACUGUAUGCCAGGGUUUUCAAAGGUGCAGGAUGGAUUUGUACGGCGUCUCAGGAUUCGUCACACAUUAUGGGAGCUACCAAUUUCCGACGAAGUCUCUCCCCCUUACAUGCUGAAGUAGAAGCUUUCAUCUGGGCUAUGUGUUGCAUGAUUGGACAUGACUACCGGGAUGUGGCUUUCUAUACUGAUUGUUCAGACUUAGUGAAGAUGGUGUCUUCUCCUCAAGACUAG